AUGUCGUUGGAAAAAGACACCCAUUCGAUAGAAAACAAGCAAAGAACAAACACAGACUCGUCGUUGUCCGAUAGAUCGCAAAUGGGAGCUGAAAAAGCCAGCCGGGCAGACAACUCCCCCACUUCAACUUCUUCGGGGUCUGGGGCCAAUGCCGCUGCUGCUGGUGCAUCUGCUGCUAAUGGUUCGCCGCAAUUCUAUAGAAUGCGCGUCGACGAAGUGGCCCAGCAUUUCCACACUAAUCUAGUCGACGGGUUGACGGAACACGAGGCCCAGGCCCACUACCAAACUUACGGCGCCAACACCUUGGGCGAUGGAGACAAGAUCUCCUACACCAAGAUCUUGGCGCACCAAGUGUUCAACGCCAUGAUCUUGGUGUUGAUCAUCUCGAUGAUCAUCGCGUUGGCGAUCAAGGACUGGAUCUCCGGUGGUGUCAUUGGCUUUGUGGUGGGGAUCAACAUUGUGGUGGGCUUUGUGCAAGAGGUCAAAGCCGAGAAAACCAUGGGCUCGUUGAGAAAUUUGAGCUCGCCCACGGCUAGAGUGACGAGAAAUGGAGAUGAUAUCACCGUGCCUGCGGAACAGGUUGUUCCCGGGGACAUUGUCCAUGUCAAAGUCGGCGACACUGUGCCUGCUGAUAUCAGGUUGUUUGACUCGAUGAAUUUGGAAACUGAUGAAGCCUUGUUGACGGGCGAAUCGUUACCGGUGCAAAAGAACCAUGAGGACUGUUAUGAUGAUUAUUCUGUGCCUAUCCCCGUGGGCGAUCGAUUGAAUUUGGUUUACUCCUCCUCGGUGGUUUCCAAAGGUCGAGGCUCGGGUAUCGCGUACAGUACCGGUUUAAACACCGAGAUUGGCCAGAUUGCUCAAUCUUUAAGAGGCAACAACGGCAUCAUUCGAAAAGUCGACAAGUCCAACGGCAAGCCUAAAAAGAGGGAGUACGGUAGGGCCUUUUUCGGAACCAUAUACGACAUUGUGGGCAACAUCUUGGGUAUAACGGUGGGAACACCAUUGCAGAGAAAAUUGUCGUGGUUGGCCAUCUUCCUAUUCUGGGUGGCUGUCGUUUUUGCCAUCGUGGUGAUGGGUUCGCAAAAGAUGAUUGUUAACAAAGAAGUCGCCAUCUACGCCAUUUGUGUCGCCUUGUCCAUGAUCCCUUCUGCGUUGAUUGUGGUCUUGACCAUCACCAUGGCCGUGGGUGCGCAAGUCAUGGUUUCGAAACACGUUAUUGUGCGUAAAUUGGACUCGUUGGAGGCACUCGGUGGUAUCAAUGACAUUUGCUCAGACAAGACAGGUACCUUGACCCAGGGUAAAAUGAUUGCCAAAAAAGUGUGGUUGCCCAAUGUGGGCACUUUGGAAGUGCAAAACUCCAACGAGCCUUAUAAUCCAACCGUGGGAGAUGUCAAGUAUGCGCCACAUUCGCCAUUUUUCAUCAAGGAGACCGAUGAAGAAAUCGACUUUAACAAGCCUUAUCCUGAACCAAUGCCCAAAACCAUGGACGAAUGGUUAAUGACGGCCACCUUGGCUAAUAUCGCUACUGUGAACCAAAGCAAAGACGAAGACAGCGGCGAGUUGAUUUGGAAAGCUCACGGUGAUGCUACUGAAAUUGCAAUCCAAGUGUUUUGCACUAGGUUAAACUAUGGCAGAGAAUCCUUAGUCGAUGGAUUCGAACACUUGGCAGAGUUUCCCUUUGACUCCUCAAUCAAGAGAAUGUCGGCGAUAUACAAGGACAAAUCUUCUGGUGUAACCACUAUUUACACCAAGGGAGCAGUUGAAAGAGUCGUUGCCUUGUGUGACACCUGGUAUGGAGAAGGCACCGACGACGCGCAGGAUUUGAAACCAUUGAGCGAGCAAGACGUCAAGAUGAUUGAAGAAAACAUGACUGCAUUGUCAUCCCAAGGGUUGAGAGUGUUGGCUUUUGCAACCAAGAACCUCGAUGAAGGCGACGAUGGCCCCUAUGCUGAGAGAGAACUCGUUGAGAAAAACUUGACUUUCCUUGGCUUGAUUGGUAUCUACGACCCACCAAGAGAAGAAACCGCUGGAUCCGUUAAAUUGUGUCACAAGGCCGGUAUCAAUGUCCACAUGUUGACGGGUGACCACCCAGGUACAGCCAAAGCGAUUGCUCAAGAAGUCGGCAUCUUGCCCCACAAUUUGUACCACUACAGUCAAGACGUGGUCAAAGUUAUGGUUAUGACUGCUAAUGAGUUUGACGCCUUGUCAGAUGAAGAGAUUGACAAUCUCCCAGUGUUACCUCUAGUGAUUGCCCGGUGUGCUCCUCAAACCAAAGUGCGCAUGAUUGAUGCCUUGCAUAGAAGAAAGAAGUUUGCCGCCAUGACGGGUGAUGGUGUCAAUGACUCGCCCUCUUUGAAGAAAGCCGACGUUGGUAUCGCCAUGGGUCUCAAUGGAUCCGACGUUGCGAAAGACGCCUCCGACAUUGUCCUUACCGAUGACAACUUUGCCUCGAUCUUGAAUGCCAUUGAAGAAGGCAGGAGAAUGUCUGCCAAUAUUCAAAAAUUCGUGUUGCAAUUGUUGGCUGAAAACGUGGCCCAGGCAUUGUACUUGAUGAUUGGUUUGGCGUUUAUGGACGAAACUGGCUUUAGUGUUUUCCCAUUAUCACCAGUGGAAGUUCUUUGGAUCUUGGUGGUUACUUCGUGUUUCCCCGCCAUGGGUUUGGGUCAAGAAAGAGCCAGCGAUGAUAUCUUGGAAAAACCACCAAACAAUGAGAUCUUCACCUGGGAAGUCAUCAUUGACAUGUUGGUGUACGGCUUCUGGAUGGCUUGUUCAUGUUUGCUUUGUUUCGUUGUUAUCGUCUACGGCCACGGCAAUGGAGACUUGGGUUACAACUGUAACUCCAUGGAUGCCGACACUGACGUGUGCAACUUGGUGUUCCGCGGUAGAUCAGCUUCGUUUGCCAACAUGACCUGGUGUGCCUUGAUCUUGGCCUGGGAAUGCGUUCACCAGUACAACUCCUUGUUCUACAUGAGACAAGAAACCGAUAACCCAUGGUGGAAGCAAACUGCAAUUGAUCUUUGGUCGAACCAGUUCUUGUUCUGGUCCGUUAUUGGUGGAUUUGUCUCCGUGUUCCCCGUGGUCUACAUCCCCGUGAUCAACACCAAGGUCUUCUUACACAAGGGCAUCUCCUGGGAAUGGGGUGUAGCUAUCGGCUGCACCGUUUUGUUUUUGCUCGGUGCCGAAGCUUGGAAAUGGGCCAAGCGUGUCUUUGCUAGAAAGAUGGUUACCAAGAAAGCCAAGAACCCCGAAUACGAAUUAGAGAGAAACGAUCCAUUCCAAAGAUAUGCAUCAUUCUCAAGAUCAGGUACCAUGGACAACCAAAAGGUGCUAGUAUAA
Messenger RNA from Lodderomyces beijingensis, 3336 nucleotides. The record is from the annotation of a GenBank genome assembly. NCBI's taxonomy places the organism in Eukaryota, Fungi, Ascomycota, Pichiomycetes, Serinales, Debaryomycetaceae.